AUGGACACGAUCGAAGAAUCUGACCCCAUCGGCACCAACGUCAUGACGUUGGCUGCUACUGAUUCAGGGUCAUUUACCAUUGGGUCUCAAUCGCCGUCAACACCGACCAAAUUUGGCAUUUCCGGGGGAGUGACGUUGGUGACGUCAGAUACGUUUGAUUAUGAGGCAGGAGAGACGUCGUAUACUCUUGAGAUAGUGGCAACGUCAAGUUCAGACAGCACUCAAUCGACGGCGACCGUCACCAUCAACGUCAACAAUGUCAACGACAACAUACCCGUGUUCUCCCCCAACUUCUAUUUUGCCACAGUGGCUGAAAACACGGCGUCUGGAUCUUCCAUAUCGCUUCUUACCGUCACCGAUGCCGACGGCGACGCCCUGACAAUCACUGUAGCCGCCGGCGACGACGCCAGCAACAAGUUUACGUUCAGCUCCGGUAACCCCAAACUGAUCGAGACGUCAUCCAACGCCAUCGACUAUGAGACGUUAUCUGGCGCGAACUACAAGUAUACGUUGGUUGUAGAAGCGACGGAUGGAACAAAUACCGGGACCGCUACCGUCAUUGUCACGGUCACAAACGUGAACGAGGCUACCCCGUCGUUUGUCACGGCCAGUUUCAGUCCGGCGUACACAUCGGCAACGACAGCGUACAAUAUCGAUGAGACAUCUGCCGUCGGGACGUCCAUUGUGACGGUGACGGCAUCCGACGCCGACGAUGGAGCGGCGGGAGAAGUGGAGUACAGCGUGGGGACCAUAACAGAAAGUACCGGUUCUGCGACUACGGGGAUUUUCGGCGUGGAUCCAUUUUCCGGCGUCCUCUCCACUAUCGUAACCACAUUGGAUUGUGACACGGCGACCGGUGGGCUUGCGUAUUAUGACGUCACUAUUAUUGCGUCAGAUAAAGGAUCCCCGGUUAACUCCGCCACCAUCCAAGUCCGUGUGGGCCUGGUUGACGUCAACGAUAACACUCCCACGUUCGCACAGAACGUUUAUACAGUGUCGAUACCGGAAACAACCGCUGCGACGACCAGUUUGUUGACGUUGACCGCCACGGACGACGACGUUACGGCUGCCGCGUUGACGUUUACGUUAGAAACGUCUAGUUCACCGUCAGCGUAUGCGUCUAAAUUUGAACUGGACUCAACCACAACAAAUCAGCUCAACUUGUUGGCCGCCGUUGACCUAGACGCCGGUGACGCCUCCUCCUACAUUCUUGUCGUGUCGGUUGCUGACGGUGGCUCCCCGGCGCUCACCAGUACCACUUCCGUCAUCGUCACUGUCACUGCCGUAAACGAUGCGGCGCCGUCCGUCACCGGAGCCACUGUCGCUAUUGACGAAUCAACGGCCGUUGGCGGUGCUGUCAUAACUGUUGCUGCGACGGAUGCUGACACAGGAGCUGAUGGGGAUUUAACUUUUUCUAUCAGUCUGGGCAACUCUGCCGGAAAAUUCGCCAUUGACCCGACGACCGCCGCCAUCAGCGUUGCUGGAAGCCUGGACUACGAGACGACAACCCAGUACCUGCUCACAGUGAAGGCGACGGAUGGAGGUUCCACCGCUCAGACCGGAAGUGCCACCAUCACCGUCAACAUCAAUGACAUCAGUGACGAAGCUCCAACGUGUUCUGCAAACUCAUAUUAUGUUUCAAUCGACGAACCUGUCAAAUCAAGACAUAACAAGAAGAAACAGAGAGAGAAAGAGAGAGAGAUACAAGAGAUCUGGGUGCGAUUCCCUUAG
This is a messenger RNA of Mya arenaria, 1731 nucleotides long. Its product is annotated as protocadherin-like wing polarity protein stan. Lineage: Eukaryota; Metazoa; Mollusca; Bivalvia; Myida; Myidae. Gene Ontology annotation, biological process: homophilic cell-cell adhesion. Gene Ontology annotation, cellular component: plasma membrane. Gene Ontology annotation, molecular function: calcium ion binding. The transcript is spliced from 10 exons. The record is from RefSeq and is a predicted model, not a curated record. Bases 1 to 1731 code for a protein of 576 amino acids.